GGAGAACUUCUUUAUUUGUACCUGGGGAUUUCAGAUGAGGCCAUUAGUUCAGUUCUGGCAGAUUCUGCAGAAACCAGAGUGCUCUGGAAGACUAAUUAAGUGGGCAGUAGAGCUGGGAGAGUUUGAGAUAACAUUUCAGCAGAGAUCGGCCAUCCGAGCUCAAGCAUUAGCAGAUUUUAUUGUCGAAUGCACCCCAUGUCCUUCAACCUCUAAUCCAGAGCCCAACGAGUGGACCUUAUAUGUUGACGGGGCAUCUAGUAGCAAGGGUUCUGGGGCUGGCGCUCUUUUGAUUGGUCCAGAGGGAUAUCAAAGCGAACAUGCCCUGAAGUUCAAUUUCGAUGCAACAAAUAACAUGGCUGAAUAUGAAGCUCCACUACUUGGUUUACAGCUAGCAUUGGAGUUGAAAAUCAGAACAAUUCAAGUCUACAGUGACUCCCAGUUGGUGGUAAACCAAAUUAACUCAAUCUAUGAAGUUGUUGAUCCUGUGAUGGUAAAGUAUGUAACCUUGGUGGCCGACCUGAAGUGCAAAUUCCAGAAAUUCUGUCUGAGUAAAAUUCCCCGAGCUGAGAAUGAACAGGCAGAUUUGCUUUCUAAGUUUGCCUCUGAUAGCUCUUUAAGUUCCAGAUCCGUUUUUGUAGAGAUCUUAGAUGAACCCUGACACACUAAGCUGGACUGACUCAAUUAUCUCCUUUCUACGAGAUGGAAUAGUACCUGAGGACAGGCAGGAGGCAAUGAAGUUGAGGAAGAAAGCAUCUCAGUAUAC
Molecule: messenger RNA, 763 nt
Organism: Rubroshorea leprosula
Lineage: Eukaryota; Viridiplantae; Streptophyta; Magnoliopsida; Malvales; Dipterocarpaceae
Source: the annotation of a GenBank genome assembly